AUGCCAAUAAUUAUUGAUAAUGGCACAGUAUCACCAGUUAUUAUAAAUGAACAUGAUAAUGUAACAAUGGAAUGUCAAGCUCGAGGUCGACCUCGACCCUAUAUAACAUGGUUUAGACGAAAUAAUGAUCAAAACAAUCGAACACAAUUAGAAAAUCAAGUUUUAGCUAAUAGUACAGAUGGUCAAUAUCAUUUAAUAAAUGUUAAUCGUUAUCAAACUGGUCAUUAUGAAUGUCGAGCAUCAAAUGGUGUUAAUGAACAUGUUGUUAGCAAAGAUAUUGAAUUACGUGUUCUUUGUAAGUAA
Messenger RNA from Adineta steineri, 303 nucleotides. The record is from the annotation of a GenBank genome assembly. Lineage: Eukaryota; Metazoa; Rotifera; Eurotatoria; Adinetida; Adinetidae.